AAUGACAUCAGAUGUUAGUUUUAUGCUGGAGGCCGCCUUAGAGCAGAUGGAUGACAUCAUCGCUGGGUCUAAGGCUGUGGUGUCAGCGGAUGAUGUUAACUCUCCGGCGCUACAGCGUACAUUCCCAGUGUGUCCUGCUCAUCUCAGGGUUCUGCAGCUGGCCGAGGAGCUGAAAUUUGCUCUGGAAGGACAGACAUGUGUAGAGGACAAGGAGACCCUGCGGAGACAGAUGUCCUCUUCCACAGCUCACACUCUGCUGCUGUGGCUUGACCGGAGAUCAGAGAUUUCAGUCAAUGUGCAAGGCUCAAGCAAUGGUGAGAGCUACCAGGAGCGACUGUCUCGUCUAGAAGGAGAUAAAGAGUCUCUUGUGUUACAGGUGAGCGUGUUGACAGAUCAGGUGGAGGCUCAGGGAGAGAAGAUCAGAGACCUGGAGAAUUCUCUUGGGGAAUAUCAGCACAAGCUCAGCUCCACUGAGGAGAUGCUUCAACAGGAGCUUCUGAACAGGAGUUCUCUAGAGUCGCAGAAGUUGGGGUUGAUGGAGGAAGUGUCCUGUCUAACAGUGAAGCUGGGGAACAUGGAGGAGAAACACAUCAACACUGCUGAGAGACAACAUAAAGCUGAGAGUGUAGUGAAUCUGAUUAGCGAGCUUCAGGAGCAGAUGUGUAGGAUUCGGCAAGAGAUCUCUAGUAAGAUCCAAGAGAAGCCAGCGGAGACGGUCCCGGAGGAAGGUUGCGGCAGUGAGCCAGCGGCUGAGCCAAAGCCAGCGAACCUGCUUCAAGAGCUCAAGAUGCUCAAGCAUCGAGUUGAAGAGCUGGAACAGGAGAAGAUGCAGUACGAGCAGAAGCUCCAGGUGACACAGGCAGAGAUCCUGAGUUUACAGCAGCUGUUGAGCUGUAAGAACUCUGAGAUAGAGAGUCUACAGGCUCAGCUGCUCUCCAGAGCUCCAGUGUCUGUAGACAGUGCAGAAAGAGAGGAGAUAUACAGAAGAAGACUCAACACCAAACAUCAGGAACUAGAAAGGUUAAAGACAGGAAUGGAAUCACUUAUUGUCGCAAAUGAUGAAAAGGAUCGUCAAAUAGAAGAGCUCACUCUCCUCCUCAGCCAGUUCAGACAGAUGAAUGAGAUCAUGACUUUAGUUCAAGGCCCUGAAGACACAUCAGUACAGAUCAGCAGCGAAGAUGCAAAGCAGAACGGGACUGUAAUGAUGAAGACUUUAACACAUAAAGCUCACUCUGAGUUGACCUUUAGUAGCUCGACUCCUCUACUGUCGUCUUCAGUUUCUACUCCGAAAGAUGCAAAUUGCAGGUCCAUCAGUAUGGAAGACUUUAAAGGCAGCUCAGCACAAAAGGCUGUGGAUGGGAAACUGGUAGAGCCUGUUCUUUCAGAGGAGACUCGGCCAGCUGAUAACAGACAGCCGACCAUCCCAACAGUGUUGAGUCACCCAGAGAAGAGAGAGAAUGAGACAAGUGACAUGUCAGACCAGAAGACACCAGAGAACAAGCAUGAAGACAUCAACCUUAGAAUUACAGAGAAAAUUAAGGACACAGCCAGUUCUGAUCUUUCUUCAGCAUCUUCUGGAGUGGACUCUGGCCAGCAGUCUCCCGUGUUACAAGAAAAUGUCAAAAAUAGCAGCAUACGCAAACUUUGGGGAAAGAUGAAGAGGACAGGUGUGCUUUCAGAUGACAUUGAGCCCACUCAGUUCAAGAGAGGAGGGUUCAGGGCCACAGCUGGGCCUCGCCUCACACGGACCCCUGAUUCUGGACGUUCAUCCCGUGCACACACACCUUUCUCUAAGUGGACGACAGAGCAGGUCUGUGGUUGGCUGGAGGACAGUGGUUUGGGACAGUAUGUCAGUUUGGCACGUCAGUGGGUGGACAGCGGACAAACCCUCCUCUCUGCCACUCCACAGGAACUUGAGAAGGAGAUUUGUAUUAAACAUCCUCUGCACAGAAAAAAGCUGCAACUGGCUCUCCGAGCUUUUAAUAACAAGACAAUGGAGAAAUCUUCAGAACUGGAUCACAUCUGGGUUACACGUUGGCUUGAUGACAUCGGUUUACCACAGUACAAAGAUCAGUUCUAUGAAAGCAAGGUUGAUGGCCGCAUGCUACAGUACCUAACAGUGAACGAUCUCUUGUUCCUGAAAGUCACCAGUCAGCUCCAUCAUCUGAGCAUUAAAUGUGCCAUCCAUGUCCUCCACGUUAACAAGUUUAACCCAAACUGUUUGAGACGCAGGCCAGGGGAUGAGAAUAAGACAUCUCCCUCUGAGGUGGUGCAGUGGUCCAACCAUCGUGUGAUGGAGUGGUUGAGGUCGGUGGAUUUGGCUGAAUAUGCUCCUAACCUGAGAGGCAGCGGUGUUCAUGGAGGCCUAAUUAUCCUGGAGCCUCGCUUUCAGUCUGAGACCUUGGCUAUGCUGCUCAACAUCCCUCCACAGAAGACCCUCCUAAGACGCCACCUCACCACUAACUUUAACACAUUGGUGGGGCCUCAGGCCCAGCAGGAGAAACGGGAGUUUGCCAAUGCCAGUAGGCAUGCACCCCUUACCACCACUGCCAAAGUCAGGCCAAAGAAGCUUGGUUUUACUAAUUUCCGACAACUAAGAAAACUCAAGAUGGAUGAAUCAGCAGAUUAUAUAUGCCCCAUGGAUACAGGGACCCCACCAGCCCUGAGCGGGACACCGAAGCGGCCUUAUGGAAGCUUCAGAGGCAUUAGCCCCAUCCUGGCCAGAGACUCAGACAGACUGGAGCAGGUUGGGUCUAAGAACUGAUUCAUUGCGUCUUCGAUUCAGCCACACCAGUAACACCAUAAACUGCCAGCACUGCAGUAAGCAUGCUUUCAGUCUGCUGCUUGAAGAACUUCAGCAUUAACAUCAUCAAUCAGGAGAAGCCUAGAACUGAUCCUUCAGUGUGGGCUCUGAAAAUCAUUUAUAAAUAUAUUAUUAUUAUUAUUAUUAUUAUUAUUAUUAUUAUUUUAUUUUUAUUUUUUUUUGUCUGUCUUUAGGUAGUUCCAAUGUUGAAAUAUCACCAUUUGAAAUUUUCUCAAGUUUUGAAAUGACCAAUAAACUGUUUCUUUAUUUUUUUUCUCUUUCUCGUGAUUUGAAAACACUGUAGUAAAACUUGUUUGCCAUAUUGAAGUUAUGCAUUAUAAGAUAAACCAAUUACACUUUAGAAUACUGUUCCAUCUAAUUACACAGGAACAAAUGAGUAAUGCAAUAUUAUCGUUCCGUUCUAGUAACUCAACUAAAAAGAAACGUUACGUUUGCAACGUCAAGUUUCUCUGAAUAGAGGACAAGAUGGUGCAUCAGAAGGUGAUGCUAUGGGAACGCACCCCAGAUGUGGAGUUUGUCUAAAGCCUGUAUUUACCAAUAUGAUAGUCAGUAUUGGAUCAAUGCAUCCCUAAUAGAAACACAACAAUUAUUUGGCAAAUAUUCACACUGCAGGACUCAGUAUCACCAACAGUUUGAGAUGUUUAGCAUGCUAAAGUGACUCACAGGCAUCGGUGACACAUCAGUGCUGAUCUUACACUACGCGACAGUCACACACGUGAAGGAGCACUGAUUUUGGGCAUUUGUCUGCGAUUUCCGCAAAACUGGGAGUGAUUGAAAAUUGGGGCUAAAAUCAUGCAGUGUCAAUUCACCAUUAGGUAAAGCCCACUUUACUAGGAGUGUGGCUUCGUCUCAGGCACUAUCAACAUCAGACAAAGUGAGGAACUGUGAGAAAUUCUUACCCAGUGCAACAUUCUAUACUUUGUAGCCACAAGCCCUUUGUGGCA
Molecule: messenger RNA, 3768 nt
Organism: Labeo rohita (rohu)
Lineage: Eukaryota; Metazoa; Chordata; Actinopteri; Cypriniformes; Cyprinidae
Gene: ppfibp2a
Product: PPFIA binding protein 2a
Exons: 25
Coding region: 2-2764 (920 amino acids)
Biological process (GO): neuromuscular junction development
Cellular component (GO): presynaptic active zone
Molecular function (GO): protein binding
Source: RefSeq, a predicted model, not a curated record